Molecule: messenger RNA, 804 nt
Organism: Asparagus officinalis (garden asparagus)
Lineage: Eukaryota; Viridiplantae; Streptophyta; Magnoliopsida; Asparagales; Asparagaceae
Exons: 1
Coding region: 1-804 (267 amino acids)
Source: RefSeq, a predicted model, not a curated record
AUGGAGUAUCUUUCGAGAAGGCUAUGCAUGCUCAAAGAAGAUAGACUGUUCAAAUAUCAUCCAAAGUGUUCAAGGCUGAAAAUUUCCCAUCUCUUCUUUGCUGAUGAUCUGUUGCUUUUCUGCAAGGAUGAUCUAUACUCUAUUGCAAAAUUAAAAGAAUGCCUUUCAGAUUUCAGCUGUGUGUCUGGAUUAGAAACAAAUCCUAACAAAUGUUCUAUUUACAUGAGUGGGAUUGGAGAUGAUUUAAAAACUCAAAUUUGUGCUCUCCUUAAUUUCUCUGAAGGAGUACUUCCUGUGAGAUACUUAGGAGUACCACUAAUCUCUAAGAGACUGUCUUAUAUGGACUGCUAUCCAUUGAUCAAUAAGAUAUCUACUCAGCUUCAAAACUGGCAAAAGAAGAAAGCUCUGUCUUAUGCAGGAAGACUGCAGCUGAUUAAAACUGUUAUUCUGGGUGUUCAACUCUAUUGGACUAGCAAUUAUGUUCUCCCAGUUAAAGUCCUGGAAAAAAUUGAUAAUCUCUGUUCUGAAUUCUUGUGGAAUCACAAAAUACAUCUAAUAUCAUGGACUGCAGUAUGUCAAGAUAAAGAGCAUGGAGAUUUGGGGAUUUUCUCUGCUAGAGCCUGGAAUCUUGCAGCGGCUAUGAAGCUCCUUUGGAUGAUACACCUCAAGAAGGAUCUAUUGUGGAUCAAAUGGAUUCAUGGGCAUUAUCUAAGGCAGUCAAACAUCUGUAUUGUGGAUCAAAUGGAUUCAUGGGCAUUAUCUAAGGCAGUCAAACAUCUGGCAAGUGCAAGUAAAAUUGAAUGA